AUGGGCUCCCGCGCCUUCGCCGAGCGCCUGCUGCGCCCGAGCACCUUCACCCGCAUCGCCCCGUCGUCGACCGCCCACCGCUGCCUCUCUACCACCAUCCCUAGGCCCGCCGCCCGGCCAGCACGGCCAGAGGCGCCCGGGUCUGCCACCACGCCCCAAGUCGCCGCCGCCGCCGCCCCCCAGCGCCCAGCCAGCACCAGCACCAGCACCAGCACCAGCCACGCCGCCUCGCAGGCCAUCGACGACCUCUUCGCCGGCCCCCCCUCGUCGUCGUCCGCGCGAGGAGCAGCCGCCGCCGCCUCAGACCUCGCCGCGCCCACCGCCCGCUACGACCACGUCUUCGGCGCCGAGUUCAGCAAGCCCUCGCGCGGGCGCAUGGCACGCACCCAGAAGCUGACCUUUGGCGACAUGAUCAUGCCCGAGGACGUGGCCAACCCCUCGCUGGCCAACAAGCCCUCGCCCUCCUCGCUGGCCGCCCAGCAGACGGCCACGUUCGAAAACUACCCGCGCCUGAACCCCACCUACGGCCGCGCCGUCGACCUCGACGCCACCCGCGGCCGCGACCUUGUGCGCGGCAUCGGCAUGCUCGGCAGCCUGCUGGCCCGCAACAAGGUCAAGAACGACUUCAACAAGCAGCGCUUCCACGAGCGAGGCGGCCUGAAGCGGAAGCGCCUGAACAGCGAGCGCUGGAGGGCCAGGUUCCAGCAGGGCUUCCGCGAUGUCACGGCGCGAGUCAUGGAGCUGACCGGCAAGGGUUGGUAG
Molecule: messenger RNA, 762 nt
Organism: Ascochyta rabiei
Lineage: Eukaryota; Fungi; Ascomycota; Dothideomycetes; Pleosporales; Didymellaceae
Exons: 1
Coding region: 1-762 (253 amino acids)
Biological process (GO): mitochondrial translational initiation; translation
Cellular component (GO): mitochondrial small ribosomal subunit; ribosome
Molecular function (GO): structural constituent of ribosome
Source: RefSeq, a predicted model, not a curated record